Messenger RNA from Spirometra erinaceieuropaei, 3247 nucleotides. The record is from the annotation of a GenBank genome assembly. Lineage: Eukaryota; Metazoa; Platyhelminthes; Cestoda; Diphyllobothriidea; Diphyllobothriidae.
AUGAGCUCUGAUACGUCUCCAAAGCCGACAGAAGGUAAUUCUAAUCAAAAUUUUCUUUGGCCUCAAUACAGCUCUGGGUUUUUUCCCAAUUUUACACACAGCGCCUUCAAGCCACAUUGUUGGCGUCUACUCCCUAGGCUGCUAUCAGGCGCAGGGAUCGACGCGGGAAAAUAUAUGUUUUCCUACCUUAGUUCGGCCUCCCUCCACUUUGAGUAAAGGAAUUAGUUUUCAGUCUAAUCAUUCCGUUUUUUGUGAACGUUCACUUUCCGAACAAAUUCCCCCCCCCCCCCACAGUUCCUUGAAAGCCAUUACUAAUGCCGCAUCUUCACUUCCGCCUAUGCCUUUUAUCGCAGUGCUGCUUCAGCGCAAUAAUUUGUUGGCUCGCAAUAAUUAUAUCGACUUAAACCGAUGUCAGUGUACCAGGGAGUUAUUGUGACUGUGGCCCCGGUCCAAAUCCUGCGUCUUGCCUGAAUUUGUAUUUAACGUUCAUACUAUUCUCCACAAGGAAUACAUGCAUACUUACCAAGCCGUCUUAAUAAGCGCCUUUAAAACCUUCGGACUGCCGCAUCUUAAUAGAAGGAAAUUACUCGGAAGACAGCAUUUUCAAAAACUCGAGCCUUCAAAUAGGUGACCUGGAAAACGAAUUUUGUAUCAGUUCGGCAGCGUCUUAAAGCGUGUAUAGGCAAACGUACCAAGGCAUAUAUGCUAUAUAGAUGGGAGAGGUUUAUCAGCUAGCCAUUCUUAUUGCGACUUUUGUGCUAUUACCGCCGCCGAAAUAUGCGGUACCUGACCCUUGCUUCGUAUUUUAAAUCCCACUUUUUUUGAAAAUACCCAUCUAUCAACUUAAACAUAAAGAAAACGCACAAUGCGGGUCGGUUGCGUCUGCGCUGCGCUCAUUCCGUCGGAAACGAACGAAUCGACCUGAUGUAGACACGGCUACCAAUUUUCAAAAAGCCCUGCGUCCACGUCAGUUAACUAGCAAAGUAAAGGCCCUUGGCAUGCACGGAUCAGCGCGUUACUCUUAUUCCAAAAGUCAUUCGCGUAGACAAAUUCUUAAACGCGACGUAAGUCCUCCAUCCCGUAUUUUGUAGUGUCUUUUAGCCGAAACCGCUUUCCGCACCUACUGCUUUUAUACGACUCGAGACGCGCACUUUCCAUAAGGUAAGUUUUCGUGAAUUACUUCUGCUGACCUCUUUUCGGUUCGUCUAGGGCUUGUGGUUACACGUGGGGGACAUAGUAUCCCUUGAUGAUGUGGAAGGUGGUACGUACUACGCACAGUUAAGAGGUUGUUUGUCAAUUUUCUGAUCGCCUAUCUCUUAUUUACUCCAGGCAUUUUGAUAGAUCGUUCAGAAGACGUAUAUGUCGUCCUUACUUGGCUUGUGCCAACAACAGAGGCCUGCGGAACUACUUUUGAUCCCACAACCUACGUCAUUGGUUAGUUUCCACCAUCUCAUCUUAGUCUGAUCUCCUGUUUAGGUAUGGAGGAGGAUAUUCCCAGACAUAUUGACUGCUGUAGUUUCGUGUCUCGUUGCCCUUCUGACUAUUUCAAGCCUAUGAGCAGCCCGUACACCAUUCAGUUUUGGAAUGACCCGGCAAUGUCAUUAUCAAAAUAGGAAUCUGCUGGUUGCCCGUCUUUCGUGAACUACAGAUGCACUUUGUACAUAAAUAAGGUAUUUUGUAUUUUUGAAAACAAAGUUUACUUAAUGUCCUCGAAGUUACCGCCUCCAUUGUUAACGCAACUAUCCACCAUGGCAGUUUUUUCGGCGCGGGUGCGACUGAUGAUAAAAAAGAAUUUUUUCAAACUCGUCCUCCAGCUGGUAGCCCCCAUGCUAAUUAAUAAAGCCCGGGCUGUCUUUCGUGGCUGCACGUUGUGCCGGAAGCGUUAUUAGAAGGGUGGGAUAUAUGACCCGUCAAAACAAGUUGGGGAGGCAACCUACGAAGGUUUUCCAUCAAGUUCGAAAUGACACCGCGUUGCUGAUACGGGUUGUCGGGAGAUGUCAAGCCUUGGAUUGUAUAGCACUAAGCGUUUUUUGAAUUAUUUCCUAUUAUCCUAACGGGCCCGAGCUUUCGGUAGGCCGACACCUUGUAUUAAAAUCUAUUUACGUUGGCGCGGCAAUCAGUCAAACGAAAUAAUAUCCCCGAGGAGUUGACUCGAAGUGAUGGUCACUUCUUCAAGCACACUGCUAAGCUCCGUCUUGCUUUGUAUUUAUACCAAGGGCUGAAACGUGACUUGUGACACACACACUUCAAAAGCUCGCGAGAAUUAAGCAUUACUCCUCUGUUAUCCAUUCAACAACCCCGACCUUGCCCUUGUUAGCAUUGGCAAAUCCAUUAAAGUUUCUCUGUAACUCUAAGUUCGGGUAUGGGCGGGACACAGAAGGAUUGCGCAGGCUACAAUGAAGGACUAAAGGCGGGCGACCUACAGGAAGCGCUACGUGCCUUGCCUAUCACAAUACCGCCUCGGCAAACUGAGCAUGCCAAGUAGGUGGUGCCUAUUCGUCUAGGUAUGCGAUCUUUCCCACGCGAAGAUUUCCAUAAGCACCGGCAGGGUUUUCAUAGUUGUUGUGUGGUUCUGCAUGCAGGGUAGCUGUGCCGCAAAAGGUCUCAUAGCCUAUUUACCAAAUCAUACAACCGUUUUUAAUGAGCACGGUCGAAACGGCCGAAGUUUGGGAGGACCGACGGCAUGCCAUAGUUGAGGACUGUGUAUCUGAAAGUGAAAACUAAGUCACCACGGCGGCAGACUACCACUGAAGACUUAACUGACGCCGCUUUCUCAAAAUCACUCAAUAGACAGUGCGCCUUCUGUGACCCACAAACUUUGACCGCAGUUUAUAAAGGUGCGGGUUGGGUGACCAUCAUUUCAUCGUUACGGUUCAGCCUAGAUAAUUGCGUCCACUAGAGGAAAGGUAACUAUAAAAGUCUAAACAUGAGUCAAGGGAGAGGAGCCGUGGCCUUCCACGUAGGUUGAUCAUUUGCAGAUGUAACACAUGUCAGUCAUCCGCGCAAGUUUUCAAUGCAAAACUGGGGCAAAAUCAUCAGACCAUUUUAAAAAAAUCCAGAACUAGGUAGAAGGCUAACAGGCACCGCCAUUAAGCUGUUGGCCGUAAGUGGUAACAUAGGCUACAUACAAAUGUACUCGUAUCUUGGAGCGAAUAUUAGAAUUAGAACCGCAUCAUACGUAGGUGCGCCCUUGGAACACAGUGCAGUAAAGGCUUUUCCUUCCCAAAAUCCCUUUUACCAGGGUUAG